Drosophila willistoni is the source of this 443-nucleotide messenger RNA. Its product is annotated as U6 snRNA-associated Sm-like protein LSm5. Gene Ontology annotation, molecular function: RNA binding. Gene Ontology annotation, biological process: mRNA splicing, via spliceosome. The transcript is spliced from 3 exons. Bases 113 to 388 code for a protein of 91 amino acids. Lineage: Eukaryota; Metazoa; Arthropoda; Insecta; Diptera; Drosophilidae. Gene Ontology annotation, cellular component: U6 snRNP; Lsm1-7-Pat1 complex; U4/U6 x U5 tri-snRNP complex. The record is from RefSeq and is a predicted model, not a curated record.
GACCAACUUUUUGCACAAUUUCGACGGCUCGUGUUUGCGGUAGGCAAAAAACCAAGAAAGCGGCAACAAAUAAAAUUAGUUGAAUAUAAAUAAUAAUACAAACAAAAACAUAAUGACUGCUGUGCCGCCACCCGCAAACAUAUCCACACUGAUGCCAUUGGAGCUUGUGGACAAAUGCAUUGGCUCCAGGAUUCAUAUUAUUAUGAAGAAUGACAAAGAAAUGGUUGGCACAUUGCUGGGAUUUGAUGAUUUUGUCAAUAUGCUGCUCGACGAUGUCACAGAGUAUGAGAACACACCCGACGGCCGAAGGGUAACCAAAUUGGAUCAGAUUCUCCUCAAUGGCAAUAAUAUAACAAUGUUGGUGCCUGGCGGCGAUUUGGCCGAAUGAAAUUUUCUCAUAUAUUUCCCAAUUAAACAUUCUUUCUUUAUAAACAAAUUAAAAA